CAAAAACUACGUUUGAUUGAUAUAACAGAAAUUUCAGACGGUGGUUGAUCGUUCGCACGGUGCUGUACAUUCCCAGAAAGUGAAUCCGCUGAAGGCGCGCAACCGGAACGUAUCGGCGGCGCUGUGGUUUUAACACGGACGCGUAUCGCUAGGACACGUUCGCUCUUGGUUUCCGGCUCACUCCGGGUUGUUAGUCAGCGACAUGUAUUAAGUAAUUCUCAGAUAUGCAGGUUAGCAGUUCCUCGCCGGAGUACGAGCGCAUUAUUCCCUGCAGGCAGGACUGCGUUUACACCAGCUGCUACUGCGAGGAAAAUGUUUGGAAACUAUGUGAAUAUGCCAAGAUCCAAAAGCAAUUCCCCAUGGAUGACAUUUAUGCUGUCUUCAUAUCUAAUGAGCAAAAGAUGGUUCCUCUUUGGGAACAGAAGUCUAGCCAUGGAAACAAACCCGUAAUUUGGGAUUACCAUGUUAUUCUGCUGCAUGACUGCAACGAGGAUCAAAGGUUCAUUUAUGAUCUAGAUACUGUUCUGCCUUUUCCUUGUCCAUUUGAUACAUACAUAAAAGAAGCCUUCCGGUCAGACACAUACAUCAAGCCAGCUUUCUGGAGGAAACUGCGUGUUAUUCCGGCAGAAGAAUUCCUGCAGAAUUUUGCAUCAGACAGAUCGCAUAUGAAAGAUGUUACUGGGUCCUGGCGCAUGUCUCCACCCCCAUACCCCUGUAUCGAAACUGCAGGGUCCAAGAUGAACUUAGAUGACUUCAUUAGCAUGGACCCCAGUGUGGGAUACGGGCAGGUCCACACUCUGGCUGAGUUUGUCCAGCGGUUUGGACGUAGCUGAGAAUGAAGCCCGUUGGCCAGGAAAACAAAUGGGGCUUGAGGGAGAAGGACACUGUUCAGCACUUUGGUGCUCAGCUUUUCAUAAGAGGACUUAAUUUAUCGUAACAGUAAGCCUGGGCAGAUGGUUUUUCCAAGCAUAUUUGUAAAAUUCUCAACAUUGUAAACUAUGAUAAGAAAUUGUAAAUAUUAAAGGACACCUUGCUCUGAUUCUGUGAGGGAUAAAGAAAUCAC
Messenger RNA from Brienomyrus brachyistius, 1063 nucleotides. RefSeq names its product WDYHV motif containing 1 (gene ntaq1). The record is from RefSeq and is a predicted model, not a curated record. Lineage: Eukaryota; Metazoa; Chordata; Actinopteri; Osteoglossiformes; Mormyridae. The coding region runs from base 225 to 833 and encodes 202 amino acids. The transcript has 6 exons. Gene Ontology annotation, molecular function: protein-N-terminal glutamine amidohydrolase activity; protein-N-terminal asparagine amidohydrolase activity. Gene Ontology annotation, cellular component: nucleus; cytosol.